GCAAACCCAACCCUGAAGGCAGAAGCGGGCGGGUGUCUGCGGCGGGAAAGAGUUAAACUGAAGGGCCGGGAGCUGGACCUAGAAGUGGGGAGUGGGCCAGUUGAGGGAGAGGUGUUAAGCAUGGGUGAGAGGUGGGAGGUGUGAAAGAUCGAGGGAGAUAGAGGGGAGGGCCCGGACAGGAAAGUGCGUGUGACAGCGGGGCAGAGCGAGAGGAUGCUCCUUGCUAGAAGAUGGAUGAGGUGGUUGUGAAACAGGGGUUACUGUACCUCCAGCAGCAGCAAACCUUCGGGAAGAAAUGGAGGAAGUUCUGGGCAAUGCUGUACCAGGAGAGCUCCUGCUCCUGCGCCCACCUGGAGCUCUUCGAGGGCUCCGGGCCUCCCACUUCCGAGAAGCCCAAGAAGGCUGAGAGUGGCAAGAAGCUCAUCAAGUUGAGUAACUGUGUGCAUGUAGCUGAGGCUAAUGGGGACACCAGCAGCCCCAAGGAGACUGUCCCUUUCAUCCUGGAGACCACGGACAAGCGCUACCUGCUGGCAGCUGAAAGCACCGAAGUGGCCAACUGGGUCCUCACCCUCUGCAAUCUGGCCUUCGCGAGGAGCAGGGAUGAACGGAAGGCAGCAGUGGGGAAGGACAGCCACCCGAUCUCGCUAUCCAUGGAGGAGAACUCCCUGUACAGCUCCAGGGCCAAAGCCGCGGCCACUAAGGAGUUCCAAGUGACAGUGAGGGUCACGGAGGCCUCUGAGCGCUGCCUCCUCUGGGGCAGCUUCAUCCUCCGAGCUGAGGACGAGGCCCUGGAGCUUCAGGACCUGCAGACGGGGAGCGUGCGCUAUACCUGGCCUUAUAAGUUCCUGCGGAGAUUUGGACGGGAUAAGGUGACCUUCUCCUUCGAGGCCGGUCGAAGAUGCGCCUCUGGAGAAGGCAACUUUGAGUUUGAGACCACGCAGGGCAACGAGAUCUUCCAGGUCAUUGAGUCAGCCAUCAACGUGCAGAGGGGCCUUGGGGCAGAUGAGCCACGGUGGGUCGGCCCUGCUGACGAUGCCGUCAGGGUUCCCGUUCCUGUUAGGACCGUGAGCCAACCCAGGGAUGGCGAGGGGAGGGUCUCAACUGGAGGGUCCCUGCUGCACCACAGGGCCAGCACCAAAUGCCUCUCCCUGGAGUCCAGCUUGGAGGGGAAGCCAGCCAAAGGCAAAUCAGUGAAGCCCACCGCCAGCUUCCCCCUGUCCGGGGAGCCCACAAGCAGCUUCAUCUCCCCUGCUGACUGCGAGUUGCCCUACGCGGAGCCACGCGACUCCCUCCGACUGAACCCGCAGGACAGAGCCAAGAGCCUGCAGCCGGCCAGGAAGGUGGUGGCUCAGGCAAAAGAGACACCUGAGUCCGAAUAUGCUGUGCCCUUCGACACCAUCGCCAAGUCCCUGAUGGCCACAGAGUUUGGCAGCUUUCUCUGCGGCUUUGUGGAGCCAGAGGUCCCGUACCCGCUGUAUGACAGCAUCGAUGAAGCGGGCGUGAGGAAGCGGAGACAGCCACCCACUCAGACCAAGCCAGAGCACAUUUAUGAUGAGCCCGAGGGCCUGUCUGCCCACACUGUGUACGAUGAGCCCGAGGAGGUCAAAGGGGAGGCCUGGAAGCUGCAGGCCACUGCAGAGGACCCAGUGGGUCACGAGUACCCCUACAACCCCCAGCGGGAUGACUACUCUGUGCCCAAGAUGGUCGUGCCCACCCUGAACUUGCUCUCUGGGCGAGGGGGUGACUGGAUUGGGGAAACCGAAUAUGACAAUGUGGCCCUGAGGUUCAUGAACAAGAAGAAGAAUGUGCAGUAAAAGGGAGGAGAGGGAAGAGGAGAGAGAACAAGAGAAAGGACUUUCUGUGCUGCCAUUCCACUUGGCCCCAGGUUGCGCCAUCUCUCUAACCCCGGAGAUGGCCGGAGUGGACAUUUCCAAGAGCCUUUUCUCUUCAGCUGUCCCUUAGAGUAAAAGCUGAGUCUGUCGAACUCAUCUCACUAGUGACUGAAAGCCUGUUCGGGCCUGGCUGUCCAGCAGGGGGGCAUGAUAGAAUCCAAGUGCCUUCUCCCUUAGCCUAGACUGUAUAGAUUUAGGGCAAGGGUCAUGCAUUGCUGUAUAUUGCGUACGGCACUCAGUACGGUGAUGGCAGUUUAUAUAUAUAGUACUAAUAAUGCUGCCCCAAAGGGCCUGAGUUUCUCUCCACUCCUGAGAAGAUAUUCCUGGGCAUCUCUAUUAAAAACAGCAUUUAAACCGGCUGCUGGAGUUGCAUACGGCUUCUUUCCCCAUUACAUCAGUUUCUCUGGCCCAGCAUUACCAGGGUGGAUCCUCUGUUUCUUCCUGCCAUCGGAUCCAGACUGGAUGCCGUUCUGGAAGCUAUGCUUUAGUCCAACAUGAGUUACGGGGAUCAAUACAGGGAUAACUGGGUGAAAUGUAAUGGCCUGUGAUAUCGCAGAGCUCAGAGAUGAUCUAAGGGGCCCUUGUGAAUCUAUGAACAUUCCCUCCUCUCCUCCAGCACACCUGAUCCCAUCUUCCUGUGACCUGUGUUGUGUCCUAGUGAGCUCACGGGAGGAGAUGAAAACUUAGGGCCAAGCAGGAGAUUCAGGUGUGACACUGGCCGAAGAAGUGGGACAUCAAGCUGAGACAGUGGUUCGGGCAGGAUAGCCCACGGGUGACACUGGCCAAGCUGGAGAGGGGCAGGUGUGAUAUUGGUCUCUGUGGAACAAUUUCAAGAGCACACCUCACACGUGCCAUUGACACAGGCAGGGCAGCUGGGCUGGGACACUGACUCAGGCGGAGUGGGCCAGCUGGGCCCACUCUGCCAGGUCACUGACAGCUGGGGAGGGGGCAGAUCCAGUGGCAGCAGUGGGGCUGCUCUGGCAGAUCAUCGGCCCAGGUGGUGCCAGGCAUAAUUCACCUGUGACAUUUCAACUGUGCACCCAAUAGCCAGCUGCCCCAGGGGGUGCAUUCCCACUGCCCCACUCCCUGGAGGGUGCAUCCCCACAGUCGACUGCCUCACUGCCUCUGAAAGGGGAGAGCCAGGCAAAGCGAACCUGCACCGGCUUUGGUGCUGAUCCCUCCGUCUUCAACCCACCUCGGCCAGGAGCUUCUAAGCUGUCGGUUUAUUUCUGAACUGGCAGCCUGUGGACAGCCAUCCUGCUUCUCUCCCGCUGGAGGGCAGUGUUGGCCCAUGGUACGAUGCUCUAGCGCUAUUGGGAAGAGGAACCAGGCUGAAACUCCCUCUGCAGCAGGGUUUCGGAUAACAUGAUUAAACAUGAGGUUCUGAAAAAGAACAUACAUGAGAAAAGAAGGGGGGGGGAAAUCCGUGAAACCUGAUCGGAAUGGAUAUUUCUGUUCCGUUUAAAGGGGCAGCACAGGUCAAUGGUGAUGGGUCUGUGCGUGAGAAGAGCAUUAGUGGUCAGCAGCCAAUGCAGCUUAGUGCAGGUGUGACCCAAGGCCUGGGAAGUGGGGCAGUGGGGAUGGCCUGCUGCAGGCUGGAGCUCCGGGUCUGACCCCGUCUCCAUAACAGGCUGAUCAGUAGGGGGAAACUGUGAUAGAGACAGAAGUAGGACCGAGGGGUGAAAACCGUCUAGUGCAGGGCCCUAUGUGAGGGGGACCAGAAGAGAGCAAGGGAAUGGGAGCUUGCCAGGAAACAAACAGAAAGGGAGCAGGAAUGUACCCAGACACUGCUGAUUUUCCCCAAAAGCUCCAUCUGAGACCUGCCAAUGCCAAGCAGCCAGAGAGAGACGUCACACCCUGGCUAAGGUCAGAAUUGCCCACUUCCAGGGUUUGGCUUUAUGGCGAUCUCAAAUUGCAACCAAACAUAAACCUUGCACAGAGAUGUCCCCUGAAGCCCAGCUAGUCCUAUAGGUCCCUGCAGGACCUCACUGCAUCUUACCCUGGUAUGCUCUGAGCAGAAGGUCACACCCACUCUCCUCUAUACUGGUGGAGGUAUCAAGGUGCACCUGGCACCAUGACACAGCACGAUUGUGCAGGUUUCUAACACCUGCUAACAGGGUGCGUCAACAGAAAAGCUCCCCAGCCUUAUUAGAGUCUUCCACCCACCGGAGCAUGUGGUCUCUCUGUAUAGCACACACAUGCUCGUUUUUAUUGGGAGCUGGGUGUGUACCAGCAACCAAAGAGUUAACGAAACACUGCUGAAGAGUAAGGUUUCAUCACUGACCUGGAAGCUCUGACCACUAGACAACACACUGCUCUCAGAGCUGGGGCUGGAACCCAGGAGUUCUAACUCCCAGACACUCCCUGCUCUAACCACGAGACCUCAAUCUCUCCUCCCCAAAGUCGAAAUGGAACCCAGGAGUCCUGACCCCCAGACCCCUCUCCAGCCCAUUACCUUAAGCUCCCAUCUGCACCCCUUCUGAGCUAAGCACAGUUGCUGCCUCCCCCUCCCCCAAAUAAAUUAAUGACAAAACAAUGGUUUUUAAGUCAGCAGCGCUCAGAGCUGAUUGUAUUGUGUGCUCCCGGGGGACACCUGCCUUCCUAUUUACACUCCAUUGUUUGUGUUUUUAAUUCAGCUUUGUUUUCUGAUCCUUUACAAUUUUCUUUUUGUUUUUUCCUACUAAAGUUUUGGUUUGUUUGUC
Caretta caretta (loggerhead turtle) is the source of this 4594-nucleotide messenger RNA. RefSeq names its product docking protein 2 (gene DOK2). NCBI's taxonomy places the organism in Eukaryota, Metazoa, Chordata, Testudines, Cheloniidae. The record is from RefSeq and is a predicted model, not a curated record. Gene Ontology annotation, biological process: Ras protein signal transduction; cell surface receptor protein tyrosine kinase signaling pathway; positive regulation of MAPK cascade. Gene Ontology annotation, cellular component: cytoplasm.